This is a messenger RNA of Phacochoerus africanus (Common warthog), 650 nucleotides long. RefSeq names its product interferon-induced transmembrane protein 1-like. NCBI's taxonomy places the organism in Eukaryota, Metazoa, Chordata, Mammalia, Artiodactyla, Suidae. Gene Ontology annotation, cellular component: plasma membrane. The transcript is spliced from 3 exons. Gene Ontology annotation, biological process: type I interferon-mediated signaling pathway; defense response to virus; response to interferon-alpha. The record is from RefSeq and is a predicted model, not a curated record. The coding region runs from base 184 to 561 and encodes 125 amino acids.
AGGGAAAGGAAAUUUUAGAGAAAUCGAAACUACUUAGGAAAGAGAGGUCCCCCUUCUGCUCACCCCACACCCGACCCAGCACAAUCCCUGUGUCUGGACCACACCUGCUCCGUCUCUGCAUCAAGAAACCCACUUCCCAAAGCAUCUCCUCUGCCCGCAACACCGACUUCGCCUGAUCCUGAGAUGCUCAGGGAGGAGCACGAGGUGGCCGUGCUGGGGGCUCCCCAGAGCUCAGCCCCCGUGGCCACCACGGUGAUCAACAUCCGAAGCGAGACCUCCGUGCCCGACCACGUCGUCUGGUCCCUGUUCAACACCCUCUUCAUGAACUGGUGCUGCCUGGGCUUCGUGGCUUUCGCCUACUCCGUGAAGGCGAGGGACCGGAAGAUGGUGGGAGACAUCACUGGGGCCCAGAGCUAUGCCUCCACCGCCAAGUGCCUGAACAUCUGGGCCCUGGUCCUGGGCCUCCUUCUGAUAAUUGCGUUCAUCAUCGUUUGCACCACUGGCUCCCUGGUAAUUUUCCAAGCAGUUCUGCAGCUCAUACAGGAUUACAGAGGCUACUAGCAUCUGCCUGCGGCCUGAGGCAGCCCCUCUUUUCACAGCAGCACAUACACAUGUGUGUCUACAGUUUAAUAAAAGAAAGCCUUUUCUUG